Molecule: messenger RNA, 1986 nt
Organism: Trametes versicolor FP-101664 SS1
Lineage: Eukaryota; Fungi; Basidiomycota; Agaricomycetes; Polyporales; Polyporaceae
Exons: 7
Coding region: 35-1594 (519 amino acids)
Source: RefSeq, a predicted model, not a curated record
CCGCAGCCCGCUCUUGCCGACGUUGUCAUGCGCGAUGCGAACGCCUCGCACGCUCCUCCUGCUCCUCGCGUCCGCCGCUCUGGUCGCUGCUGAAGAUUCUCCGGAGUGUAAGGACGGAUUAGACAAGCUCAAGAACAAGUCUGGUCAGUCGCCAUGUACGGUGUACAAGCAAGUGAUGAAAGCCUGCGAUGCCAAUUCCUCAAGUGUAGGUCAAUGUAAAUGCAAUACCAUAACAUACAACGUCUGGGCAGCAUGUGCCGCAUGCGCAGGGGACGCGCCGCCAGACUGGGCCAACUACGCUGACAACCAGAGCUGCGGGAGUGACCCCGAACAACCUUCCUCCAGUAUGGAUGUCGCGCACGGCACGAUUCCCCGGUGGGCAUACUUGCCACUCACGCCAGGCAACGAAUUCAACAUGACCGCGGCAAUCUUGACUGCGAACGACGCAACUGACAAUUUGACUGCCUCCAGUUCAGGCUCAAGUCGACCAAACGUCGCGGUGCAGGUCGGAGUGCCCAUCGCCGCGGGCGUCGGCGUCGCCAUCAUCGUGACUACGGUGUUCUGGUUCUACUGGCGUCGGAAAACGGCGAGACACAACCCGCGCAUGAAGACGCUCCCGCUCAUUCCCGGGGCGCAGAGCACCUUCUGGCGGCCCUGGCGGUGGUUCUACACGUUCUGGCCCUGGGCUCGUUCGGCGCGGCUACGGCCGUCGAAGAAGAACUCGAAUUGGGCAAUCGACGUCGACGAGGACGAGGAGUGGCUCGGGCACAAUCGCGCGCAUAGCAGCGCGUCAUACGUCGACCCGUACAAGAUGCAACCACUGUCACCCGAGCCGCUCGAGAUGGACGUGCCGCACACGUCUGCGCACAUCCAGGAGACGUCGAGCUCGUCGCUGCUGCCGCACCUCGACUUCCCGGACGUGCGCGUACCGACGUUCAUUGAGCGUUUCAUCAAGUCGAAGGACGGCGUGCGGAAGAGCCCAGCGUACAAGUCCAAGUACGUGUCACCUAUCUCGCCGGAUCCACAGUUCCGCAUCGACGGCCCCACCCCCACCGCAAAUACCUUCCCGGCCUCGAAACCCCAGCGGUCGUCAUACACGAGGAGUAAUCAUUCCGGUGCGAGCGCGAGUGCGGCUGCUCAGCCCUCCAGGACGCAGCCGGUCGUCGCCGAGCGCAGCGACUUCCAGCCAGAGUCGGAAGGCGUGGGCAGCAGCGUACUCAUCAUCUCCCGGGACGGCAACGACUUCUCGUUCGACGACAGCGCGACGACCGCCCCGUCGCACUCACAUGCCAGCAGCCCACGAACGCCGACUACGUUCCGACAGGCGUCCACGGCAUACUCGGGCUCUCGCACGAACACGGGCACGGACACAGGCACCGGAUCAUGGCUGCCCAGCCCGAACCGCGCAAACACGUCGUCGACGCUCUCGGGGGCGUACCCGACGGAGCUGCGCCGCGACCCCGAGCUGACGCAGCCCCGGACGUGGGCGGCGCGCUUCCCCGCGCCCCCGCAGCCGUUCUCGACGUCCCCCACCGCGUUCCACUCGUUCGCGGAGCAGAUGGAGCAGCUGCCGGAGCGUGCGCGCGAGCCAUAGUGCUGGUGCUUCCGCGUCUUGUCUCGCUCUUCUCGCUAGCUCCGAGGGCACAUCACUGUACGGCUGGCUGACGUUUGGCAGAUCGUCGCGCCCUUACCUAUGAUGCCCGGCUGUCCACGACGUCUAUCCCCGUCGUCGUGGGCGUCAUCGCCGUCGCCACACGCGCGCACGGACGUGUCCAUACCCGUAGAUACCUCGCACUGUAUAUGUACACCAUCCCUAGUGGCCGUCCUAUGCCCAUCCGCCCCCAUUCCGCUCCCUUGUCUCAGGGGUGCCCAGCGCACCAGCAGCUUACUGUAGAAGAAACGGAAACACCACAUACGACUAGGGACUUGCUCACGUCUACAGUACCUACCGCCACCCCGCCCCGCCCGCUCGUUACUUACUUACCG